This is a messenger RNA of Camelus dromedarius (Arabian camel), 3320 nucleotides long. It is a transcript of the gene MED26, whose product is annotated as mediator complex subunit 26. The coding region runs from base 1333 to 3201 and encodes 622 amino acids. Gene Ontology annotation, cellular component: core mediator complex; mediator complex; nucleus. NCBI's taxonomy places the organism in Eukaryota, Metazoa, Chordata, Mammalia, Artiodactyla, Camelidae. Gene Ontology annotation, biological process: positive regulation of gene expression; regulation of transcription by RNA polymerase II. Gene Ontology annotation, molecular function: transcription coregulator activity. The record is from RefSeq and is a predicted model, not a curated record. The transcript has 3 exons.
GGUGCCUCACCUUCUUUCUGCUUGAGAUGGAUGCUCACUUUCCCAUCGAUACCUGAAUGUCCCUCACGAAUCUCUAGUCUAGGAUCUGAAGGCCCUCGGUGUGAUAGAUAGUGGAGUCAGUCCUCCUGUCAUCAGCAGGUGACUGUGUGCUCACCCGGGCCACAGCCAGGGCUGCCUGCUGACUUCCCGCCCUGCCUCUGCUCCUCUCUCCCUGCUGCCUGCCCACCUGCCUGCUCCUGCCCUUCCAGAGUGGCCUACCUCUGCUCCUGGCACCUUCCCCCGCCUUGCCACCUUGCGCCUUCCCUGAGGACAUUAAGGCAUCCGAGUGUGCAGGAGCAGACAUUACCACCCUGGAGGGAUAUUUACUUCCAAUUGAGAGGCCACUCAAAUAACAAAAAUAAAUGGGCUGGGAUGGUGAGUUCACACAGGAAGUCAGUAUUGGUAGAAAGGGGAGGUGACACUUGGCUUCACUAAUUAUUAAGGAAAUGAAAAUUAAUCUGUAUCUGUUAAAGGAGCCCUAAUGAGAAGAUGCUGCAGGCAUUCAGCUGUCCCUCUUGUGUGAAUUCUGCCUCCUUUGGGAAAGCCCUUUGGCAAAUGGUUUUGGGAGGUGUUUUUUGUUCAUUUGCUUGGUUUGGUUGAUUUUAAACUGGGAAUGAAUCCCAAGGGAGAUAUACAAAGGAGGAAGGGGCUGCGGAUGUGCCAGGCUGUUUUUGACAGCAGAAGGCUGUGCAUGGCCCUUAGGCUUUCUGACCUGUUGAGCUUCCCCAAAGUCCCCCUUGAGGGCAGCGCCUGGGAGUGGCUCAGAGGCCUCCCCACCCGCAAGGCAUGGCAGUGUGUCUGCUGUGAUCUUGAGUGAGUGUAUUUUCAGACAGACAGGUGCCAAUGCUCAGUGACCUUGCCAUUGCGGCUGGAGAAGGGGGCAGAUCCAGAAGGAUGAGACCCCAGGGCGGUCCUGAACAUCCAGGCAGCAGGGGCAGAAGAGGACAUAGCAUUUCCCAUUGGGCCAAGAGCCUGAGAGCCUCCUUGAAGCUGAAGGUCUCUAUGCACACACACCCAAGCAGGCCUUACCCACUCCCCACCCUUGUGCAACUUCCAGGAGGGUCUCCGGCUUUGUGAGGUCUAUGGCGCCAGCUUGCUGCCAGCCCCCAGGGUUGCUCAGGUGUUCUGCUCCCCACCCCCACCACCCCCAGUCUGGCAGCAGGACAGUGUCUGCCCAAGGACAAGGACAUUCUGUGCUGCCGGCUCGCUCUGCAGGGACUGCUGGUUCAGGAGUGUGUGAGGACCCAGGGCUCUAAAUAUACCAGGGUGACGUCACUGGGGUGGAGACAGGCCAUGUGGCAAACCCAGGACCCUGCAGGGCCAGAAUCCCAGGGCUGGGGACAGGGAACGGGUGGCCUCACUGUCCCUGUGGGACCGGUCUCUUCACUGCCCAGUCUCAUCUGCACUGAAUCCCUGCCUGUGGCAUGUAUAGAGAUCCGGAACAUGGUGGCGGUGCAGGAGGUCAUCUCCAGCCUGGAGAAAUACCCCAUUACCAAAGAGGCACUAGAGGAAACGCGACUUGGGAAGCUCAUCAACGACGUCCGCAAGAAAACGAAGAAUGAGGAGCUCGCCAAGCGGGCCAAGAAGCUGCUGCGGAGCUGGCAGAAGCUCAUCGAGCCUGUGCAUCAGAAUGAGGCUGCGCUGCGGGGGCUGGCAGGCGCCGCCGGCUCAGCCAACGGGGGUGCCCAUAACUGCCGGCCCGAGGCAGGGGCGGCUGGCCCGCCCAAGAGCAUCCACGACCUGAAGAACCGCAACGACAUCCAGAGGCUGCCCGGACAGCGGCUGGACAGGCUGGGCAGCCGCAAGCGCCGAGGGGACCAGCGUGACCUCGGCCACCCUGGACCACCACCCAAGGUCUCCAAAGGGAGCCAUGACUCCCUGGUACCCAACUCAUCCCCCCUCCCCACCAACGGAAUCAGCGGGAGCCCUGAGAGCUUCCCCAGUUCCCUGGACGGCAGCGGGCACGUGGGCCCUGAGGGCAGCUGCCUAGAGCAUGGCGAGAACGACAAGCACAGCGGCAAGAUCCCCGUCAAUGCCGUGAGGCCGCACACCAGCUCCCCGGGCCUGGGCAAGCCCCCCGGGCCCUGCCUGCAGACGAAGGCAGCAGUGCUGCAGCAGCUGGACAGGAUGGACGAGACUCCAGGCCCCCCACACCCCAAGGGGCCGCCUCGCUGCUCUUUCAGUCCCCGGAACUCACGGCACGAGGGCUCCUUUGCUCGGCAGCGGAGCCCGUACACAUACAAGGGCUCCGUGCCCAGCCCCUCGCCUCGACCCCAAUCGCUUGAUGUCACGCAGGUGCCAUCACCGCUUCCGCUGGCCCAGCCGUCCACGCCCCCGGUGCGGCGACUGGAGCUGCUGCCCAGUGCAGAGAGCCCUGUGCGCUGGCUGGAGCAGCCUGAGGGCCACCAGCGGCUCUCAGGGUCGGGCUGCAAGGCGGGGCUGCCCCUGGCGGAGCCCCUCCUGCCCCGGGCAGGCUUCUCCCCGGACUCCUCCAAGGCGGACAGCGAUGCUGCCUCCUCUGGUGGCUCGGACAGCAAAAAGAAGAAGAGGUACCGACCUCGUGACUAUACGGUUAACUUGGACGGGCAGGUGGCCGAGGUGGGCGUCAAGCCUGUCCGGUUAAAAGAGCGGAAGCUCACCUUUGACCCCAUGACAAGACAGAUCAAACCUCUGACCCAGAAAGAGCCAGUGCGGGCCGAUAGCCCUGUGCACACGGAGCAGCCCAGGACAGAGCUGGACAAGCCCGAGGCCAAGGCCAGCCUCCAGAGCCCCUUUGAGCAGACAAACUGGAAGGAGCUGUCACGCAACGAGAUCAUCCAGUCCUACCUGAGCCGGCAGAGCAGCCUGCUCUCGUCGUCGGGCGCGCAGACCCCGGGGGCUCACCACUUCAUGUCUGAGUACCUGAAGCAGGAGGAGAGCACUCGGCGAGGGGCCCGGAAGCCGCACGUGCUGGUGCCUCACGGUCCGCCCACUGACCUCCCAGGGCUGAGCCGUGAGGUCACACAGGAUGAUCUGAACAGAAUCCAGGCCCACCAGUGGCCAGGGGUGAACGGGUGUCAGGACACACAGGGUAACUGGUAUGACUGGACACAGUGCAUAUCGCUCGACCCGCACGGCGACGACGGGCGGUUGAACAUUCUGCCUUAUGUCUGCUUGGACUGACCGGCCUGUCGGUCUCUAAGUGCAUUCCCACCUCACAGUCAGCCGUGGAGGGCGGGCGGCCGGCCGGCCAGGGCCCAGCCGCCUUCAGUGGUUGGGAAUCCAGGGAGUCCGGCCCGGGG